GAUUGAUCUCGACAACCACCAUGUGCGCUCCGGCCACAGAAAGGUACAUACCUGCCAUUGAGCACUCAUUUCUCGUCAAGAGAAUGUCUGCAAGUCUUUUGUUCAUACAUCAGGCGAUUAACACGACGUUCAGGCGCCUAAAUCCAACAACCCAUACCGCCUCCUGCUCCACAAGUUGUACUCGUUCCUCGACCGCCGUACCGAGAGCAAGUUCAACUCCACUGUCCUGAGGAGACUGCGUAUGUCGCGCAUCAACACCCCACCGAUGUCUCUGUCCAAGAUUGUUGCGGUCUCUGCCAACAAGCACAGCGCCGAGGCUCAAGAGGGCAAGAUCCGCGCAGUCGUCGGCACAGUCACCGAUGACAACCGUCUCCUCGAGCUCCCCAAGCUCAGCAUCUGCGCCCUUCGCUUCACUGCCACUGCUCGUGCUCGCAUCGAGAAGGCCGGCGGCGAGUGCCUCACAUUCGACCAGCUCGCCCUCCGCGCGCCAACCGGCUCCAACGUUCUGCUCCUCCGUGGUCCCAAGAACGCCCGUGAGGCUGUCAAGCACUUCGGCUUUGGUCCUCACACCGACAAGAAGCCAUACGUCGAGAGCAAGGGCCGCAAGUUCGAGCGUGCUCGUGGUCGCAGACGGUCGAGAGGUUUCAAGGUCUAAGCCAGUCGCUCUUGCGCUUCUGGUUUGGAUGGGUUCAAGGGAUGGUAUAGGCGUUGCAGUCAAAAUAUGGCGUCUUCCAGAUGAGCAUGAAAGGAUCCCUGCAUCGGGCGUUUCCUCGGCGUGUCUGCCAGGGUAUAAGGAAGUCCCAAUCGCUAGGCAGUGCAUGGUAUGACAAAAAUGAUCAAUCUUGAACCCCAUCGUUCAGU
Messenger RNA from Sphaerulina musiva SO2202, 861 nucleotides. Its product is annotated as ribosomal protein L18e. NCBI's taxonomy places the organism in Eukaryota, Fungi, Ascomycota, Dothideomycetes, Mycosphaerellales, Mycosphaerellaceae. The record is from RefSeq and is a predicted model, not a curated record. Gene Ontology annotation, molecular function: RNA binding; structural constituent of ribosome. The transcript is spliced from 3 exons. Gene Ontology annotation, cellular component: ribosome; cytosolic large ribosomal subunit. Bases 266 to 655 code for a protein of 129 amino acids. Gene Ontology annotation, biological process: translation.